AUUGCCGUGGACCUUCAUCAAGACAAAGCCCGCUCUUUUCCGUGGAUCAUCAUGCUUCGUCUCGUCUGCGUCAUCUCAGGUGCGCUAAUGUCCUACGUUGGGGGUCUCCAGGUGGACGUGUCCCCCGCCCGGCCCCUCUUCAAACUGGGCCAGCUCGGGCAACUUUCUUGCUCCGUCGCCGACUGUCCCGUCACCCCGUCGGUGUCUUGGACGGCACCGGAUGACCGACCGCUGCGCGGUCGCGUGCGCGCGCAGGACCGGCUGUCCCUGCUGACCUUCGACCCCGUGGAGAGGGAGCACGAAGGCCCGCUGAGGUGUCGAGUCACCUGCGGGAAGGAGAGCAAACAUGCUAAAACACAUGUUGGCAUCUACGCCUUCCCGUUGGACCCCGUGGUCCAGGGUGGUGACCCCGUUCGCGAGAGGGAGGAGGUAACGCUCACGUGUCGGGUGGAUGACGUUUACCCCACCGAGAUGCUGACACUGGAUUGGCUGAGAGGAGAUCAGGUGCUGAGCAGCAUCGCCGGAGAGGCGGGGGUCCAAUCCGUCCGAUUGGAGUACAGAUUCGUGCCUCGCAGGGAGGAUUCGGGGCAAAACCUCACCUGCAGGGCCACUCUAAACCUGCCCGACUUGGACCCCGCGGAGCGCACCCGGCAGAGCCACGCCCACAUUCACGUCACGUUCCCGCCGAAGAUCACGUCGCUGUCGGCCCCCGAGUCGGCGAUGUCUGGAUCAGUUCUGGUUCUGCGGUGUUCCGCGUCCGGCGACCCGCCCCCCAACCUCACAUGGACAUUCCGGCCCGAAUCCGGUGGACCGUCGGAAGUCAAAGGUCAUGGCGAGGAGCUGUCGUUGACCGCGCGAGCGGGCGAGUACCGAUGUGAGGCUCGCAACCGUCUCGGCAACCACAGCGAGGCGGCACGCAUCCAAGUGAACGCCCCGCCCACCAACACGUCUUUGUUGGCGCUUCCGGGUCAGGAGGUCACGGAGGGCCAACGCGUCAUCUUCACCUGCCGCUCGAAGGGAAACCCGCCCCCUAGGCUGGUGUUUAGUAGGGAAGGGGCGGAGCUUCAUAGCUCAGACUCCACCCCUUCCGUGACCUACAGCCUAACGGCGCGACCUCAAGAUUCCGGCCUCUACCGUUGUGACGCCACCAACGCUUUCGGGAGUCAACGCGUGGAACGAUACGUCACCGUUGCGGCUCACCCUCUACACGUGGAGGCGAGUCCGCAGGUGGCGCUGGCGAGCGUGUCUUCCGAAGUUCUUCUGACCUGCACGUCUUCGGGGUGUUCCACGUUACCAUCGCUCACCUGGAGCAAGACAGAACCCAAGGGCGGUGCCCUGGCGGCCGACGGUGUCCACACAGGGUCCUCAGAGUCCCGCCUCCUCCUGCGGGACUUACAGCUCCAGGACAGGGGAGGGUACGAGUGCCGGGCUACCUGCGACAACGUCACCAGGAUUGGACGGGCGACCGUUCACGUCUACUCUCUCCCGUCUGAUCCGGUCAUCGCAGACAGCGGGGCUGUGACUCUUGGACAGGAGGCCCGGAUCCAGUGCGACGUGCGGGACGUCUUUCCGGCCGAGCGCCUGCACCUUUCCUGGUCCUCGGGCAAUGUCAGCCUGCUGGUCCAGACCUUCUCCCCAUCCCUGUCCCUGCAGAACAUCUCGGCCGUCUUGCGCCACCGCGCCGAGGCCGAGCAGCUCCUAGUGAGCUGCGAGGCCAGUCUCUUGACGGACGCCGGUGCCGUCUGGAGGUCCAGGAAGUCCAGUGUCCUACUCAAGGUGCACUACCCCCCCAGGAGAACUUCUGUCGCCGUGAGUCCAGCGCGGGAAGUCAUUGAGGGGCAGAGGGUCACCCUCACCUGUCACUCGGACGGAGCGCCGCCCCCCACCUUGAUACUCAGGAGGGAAGGGGCGGAGCUUCGGCGCUCCGACGCCACCUUUUCGCUCUCAUACAGCCUGACGGCGCAACUGCGGGACACCGCCCACUACCUGUGCAAUGCCUCCAAUGAGCUGGGGUCGCAGGAGGUCACAAGCCAGGUCACCGUCACAGCUCCGCCCAGAAACACGACAGUACUGGUUCUCCCAUCGUGGUUGGUGUCGGCGGGUCAGAACGUGACGGUACGGUGCCAAUCCGUGGGAUUUCCUCCGCCGGACGUCCACCUGACGCAUCUGUCGGACGGGACGGAGCGCCUCUCCGCCGACGGGGUCUUCCGAUUGGUCAACGUGACGUCCCGCGACUCCGGCCUCUACCAGGUCAACGCGAGCAACGACUUGGGAUACCAGGUCCGAAAGUUCCGUCUCAGCGUGGCAGAACCGAGCACUAAGACUCUACCCGCUCUGGCCGCCAUCUUGGCGCCGGUCGCCGUCGGAGUGGUCGGAUUGGCCGUCGGCGCGCUGGUCUUGGAGUACUUAAGAAGGUCCAAAAAGAAAGGAUUCUACCAGCUGACACCAUCGGCGCCAGCUCCUGAGCACCACGCCAUGAGUGCCACCUCCACCUGAUGACUCACAGGAUCCAAAACUCUUGUUUUUCCGUGAAGAUAAAACUGGAAGAGGACUCUGAGAGAGCGGACUUCUGCCUAAGAUGUCAAAUUCACAGCAAUGUGAGAUUUGGUAACACUAAAGUUGCAAAAUUGCUGACUUUUAACAAGCCAGAGCUGUAAAUAUGGUGUCUCAUGUAGUUACUACUUUGGCGCUUUGAGGGUUAAGUCAGGAAAAUGUUGUGACCCUUGACCUCAUAAACUCAAAACUUUAUCACUUCUUCCACUUCAUGUUAAAAACAUAUCAUGCAAGUUUGAAAACAAUUCCUGUAUUUGUUCUUGAUUGAUCGUGAAAUUCCUUUUUCUGACCUCUGUGACCUUUGACGUCAUUACCUGAAAUUUAAUCAUAAUCAUAAUGUUCUGUUUCAUGUUACAAACAUCGCCUCCUAUUUUGUAAAUAAUCCCAAGAUUCAUUCUUGACUUAAAUUAUCACAAAAUCCUUUUCGGACCGCUCUGAUCUUUGACCUCAUAACCCCAAAAUUUAAUCACCUCUUCUUGUUCAUGUUAUGAACAUUUCCUGCAAGUUUGAAAACAAUUCCUCAGUUCGUUCUUGAUUGAUCAUGAAAUUCCUUUUUCUGACCUCUGUGACCUUUGACCUCAUUAGCUGAAAUUUAAUCACCUAUUCUGUUUCAUGUUACAAACAUCUCCUGCGAAUUCGAAAGUAAUCCCACAAUUCAUUCUAGAUUUAAAUGAUCACAAAAUCUUUUUUUGACCUCUGUGACCUUUGACCUCAUGACCGCAAAAGUAAAUCACCUCUUCCAUUACAUAAUAUGAAGAUAUCCUGCAAGUUUGAUAACAAUUCCUCUAUUCGUUCUUGGUUUAUCGUCAAAUUCCUUUUUCUGACCUAGGUGACCUUUAACCUCAUUACCUGAAAUUUAAUAAGUUAUUCUGUUUCAUGUUACAAACGUCCCCUGCAAAUCAUCCCACUAUUCAUUCUUGACUUCAGUUAUCAAAACAUCCUUUUCUGACCUCUGUGACCUUUGACCUCAUUAUCUGAAAUUUAAUCACCCAUUCUGUUUCAUGAUACAAACAUAUCCGCAAGUUUGAAAACAGUCCCAUGAUUCAUUCUUGACUUAAAUUAUCAAAAAAUCAUUUUCGGACCCCUGCGACCUUUGACCUCAUGACCCUCAAAAUUAAUCACCUCUUCUGUUUCAUAUUAUGAACAUAUCCUGCAAGUUUAAAAACAAUUCCUCUAUUCGUUCUUGAUUUAUCAUCAAAUUCCUUUUUCUGACCUCUGUGACCUCUGAUCUCAUUACCUGAAAUUUAAUCACCUAUUCUGUUUCAUGUACAAACAUAUCCCGCAAGUUUGAAAAUAAUCACCCUAUUCAUUCUUGAUCUAAAUUAUCACAAAAUCCUUCUCUGACCUCUGUGACCUUUGACCUCAUGACCCCAAAAGUUUAAUCACCUCUUCCGUUUCAUAUUAUGAACAUAUUUUGCAACUGUGAUAAUAAUCCCUUAAUUUGUUCUUGAAUGGCGAAAUUCAUUUUCCGACAUCUGUCACCUUUGACCUUGUAACACCAAAAAUCAUAUGACAAACAUAGUCUGCAAAUGUGAAAAAAAUCUUUCUAUUCAUUUGUGACCUUUCCCCAAAAAAUUUUGGACCUAUGUGACCUUUGACCUCAUGACCCUAAAAUUUAAUCACUUCUUCUGUUUCAUAUUACAAACACAUCCUGUCCGUUUGAAUAUGUUCCCUUUAUUCCUUCUUGAGUUAUCUUGAACACAAUCGUACAAAAACAUUCCAACAGUUUGAUGAUAAUUGUUUUUUUUAA
Messenger RNA from Corythoichthys intestinalis (scribbled pipefish), 4303 nucleotides. It is a transcript of the gene vcam1b, whose product is annotated as vascular cell adhesion molecule 1b. The coding region runs from base 52 to 2496 and encodes 814 amino acids. Gene Ontology annotation, molecular function: integrin binding. Gene Ontology annotation, biological process: cell-cell adhesion. The transcript is spliced from 10 exons. NCBI's taxonomy places the organism in Eukaryota, Metazoa, Chordata, Actinopteri, Syngnathiformes, Syngnathidae. The record is from RefSeq and is a predicted model, not a curated record. Gene Ontology annotation, cellular component: plasma membrane.